Molecule: messenger RNA, 2185 nt
Organism: Mizuhopecten yessoensis (Yesso scallop)
Lineage: Eukaryota; Metazoa; Mollusca; Bivalvia; Pectinida; Pectinidae
Product: neurocalcin homolog
Exons: 3
Coding region: 258-797 (179 amino acids)
Molecular function (GO): calcium ion binding
Source: RefSeq, a predicted model, not a curated record
AAAUAGCAAAAUAGUGUUAUUAUUUGGGAUUUUCCUAAAAACAGAGGAAUUCAGGCAGAGAAAGUCCGUGAACGUAACUUGAUUAGUUGUUAAAGCUGCUUUGUCUUACGCGCAACCCUUUCUCGGCAAGAAGGAACAUCGUACCUGUAUGUGUACAGUAUACUGUAUACAUUUGGUAUCCCAUCUGUAAAACUACCAGAUUGUUUCAAAUAGAUAAGGUGACCUCCUGUGUAGACCUAUUUCUGUAAGACUACAGUAUGGGUCACAGCACUAGUAAGCUGCGCCCUAAAGAGCUCACAGACCUUCAGAUCAACACACACUUCUCCGAGAAGGAGCUGCAUGACUGGUACAAAAACUUCCGUCAGGACUAUCCUAGUGGCCACCUCACUAUAGACAACUUCACCACCAUAUACUCCAACUGUUUCCCAGAAGGCGAUGGGGAGGACUUUGCUGCACAAGCCUUUAGGACGUUCGAUGCCAAUGGUGAUGGUGUUAUAAACUUCAGAGAGUUCAUGUGUGCACUGAGUGUGAAAAGUCGUGGACGCAGUGAUCAGAAGCUGAGAUGGGCGUUCAGAAUGUAUGACAUCGACAGUAAUGGUUAUGUUUCUCGAGAAGAGAUGAUAGAAAUCAUACAGGCCAUAUACAAGAUGGUGGGUAAUGGUGACAAGUCUGCAGCAGAAGAACGUACAGACAAGAUUUUCGAUACGAUGGACAAGAAUGCUGAUGGACAGCUGUCACAGGAAGAAUUUAUAGAGGGAGCCAGGAAUGAUCCCACUAUUGUACAGAUGAUAGCAUAGCCAGUGGCUACACUACCAUUUAAUUUUGAUAGGGUUAGAUGGGUCAUUUGAAAUAUAUAGAGAUAAGUAGAUUUAGCAAAUUACACAAAUUUAUGAAUUUGUCUUUCAAUUUUUUUUAUAUAGACAUUUUUUAGUCAAAUUUAUCUCUUCAUAGAGUCCACAAAUACUGUCUCUAACCAUUUAAAGUUAUGUAUUACUGGGGUAUGCAAAGAACAUUGAAAUAGAUAUCAAUGCUGUUACAUGUAUAUAGUGUUCUCGGUACAAUACAUGGAUGAUGUAAUUGGAACUUGAUACUACCUAUAUAUAUGAUAAGUAAAGUUUCCAAUAGAAAUGAUCAUCAUCUGAAGCUCAGUCAUGUGAAAUCAAUACUGGUUUUUAAGUGCCUUACAAGGUCAGGAGGAAUUCGGACAGUAACAUACCAGGUCUAUGUACAAUGACUUAGCUCAAUUAGUGUUAAUUACGUUCUUACAAAAAUCAAAAGUCAGUCUGUCAUUAACUACAAGUCUUCUGCUCAGUGUAAAGUAGCACUUAUCCAAACCCCCACCUAAUUACAUAAACAUUGGUUUCCCAUCUCGUUCCAAUACAUAUAAUGCUCUAUUGUACGAUGGACAAGUUCUAAAUUUAUGUUUUGAUAAAAACCUUUUUAAGGUAAUGUAGAAACCUUUGUUAUUGAUCUGAUUUAUGAUCUCGAGUUGUAGAAACAUGGUGGAUGUAUAGAUAAAGCAAUAGUUCUUGUUGAACAUUUUAAAAUGUGUUCUGUAUAAAGUUUGAACUACACCCAUAACCAAGAUUCUGUCUCAAACCAAAUAAUUGCUGAUCAUAAUUUACUGUGUAAAGUAAUCUAGCUGUUUUGUGCCCCGACUUAGAUGUUGUUACAUUGUUAGUGAAUAUAUUGUUUUGUAUCAAACUUGUAACCUGUAUGUACCUGUACAUACAGGUACAUACAUGUAAAGUUGAUUUUGUGUUUUUUCUCUGUUGCUGUUGAAAAUUUUACCUAAAGGAGCAGCUAGAAUAGGAUAUGUGGUUUUCAUUAAACUGUUGUGAUGCUCAAAAUUGUUGACAAUGCAAUAUGAUACAGAUGUCUAGACCUCGUCAUUGUUAAAGUAGACGUCAUUAGGCUAAUGUUACAUCUUUUACUUCUGAUUUAUACAUAAGACUUGGUACCGUGUUAUACUAGAAAAUGUAAUAUAAUAAGUCAUUAAUAAAUUCAAUGAAUGCAGAUUGAACCUUGUGUGAUGUGUCAGUCCAGAGUAAAUCUGUCCUUACUUCGUACAAAUAUUACAGCCCCUCUGUUGUCCAGAGUCAAUCUGCCCUUACUUCAUACAAAUAGUACAGCCCGUCUGUUUUCCAGAGUAAAUGUGUCCUUACUUCAUAAAAAUAUUACAGCC